Molecule: messenger RNA, 1197 nt
Organism: Didymosphaeria variabile
Lineage: Eukaryota; Fungi; Ascomycota; Dothideomycetes; Pleosporales; Didymosphaeriaceae
Exons: 2
Coding region: 1-1197 (398 amino acids)
Cellular component (GO): nucleus
Source: RefSeq, a predicted model, not a curated record
AUGACUGCGCUCGCCUCUCCUGGUCCUUGGGGAGAAAACAUUCUUAAGAAUGUUUACUACUACUUCGCGCGCAUUCAGAAGAAUGCACAUUUGAAGAACAAAAACUUCUCAGCGGGAAAUCCCGAGAGCAACCGGUUCGGUACGCCGCGCUUUCUGAAUGACCGCGAGAUGGUAGAGUGCCUGACUUCGAUCUUCGAGUGGACAAUCAAUCCGAGCGCCAAUGAUGGACGCGUUUGUCCGGUCGUUCUUCUCGGACACGCAGUAGACAACGAUGUCGAGAAGAUUCAGAAGCUUCUCCACUUCGAUCCCCGCACUGUUGUCAAACAGAUCGACACUCAAGUGAUCGCGCGAGACGUUGGUCACUGGAAUCAUCGAGUAAACCAGAUCGGGCUCCAGCGCCUGGUGGGAGAUAUGGGCUUUGCCUUCCGCGACGCUCAUACCGCCAGCAACGACGCAGCAUAUACCACCAUUGCGGCCGUUCAGCUGAUACUCAACCCUUCCCAUAAGAGCAUUUCGCAGCCGUGUACGCUGCAGAAGGUCGUCGACGCUGCUGAGCUUCGGUCACAACGUGAAUACUGGACCCAUGGCAGUGACAAGUAUUGUUUCCGAUGCGGCAGCCGCAAGCACUUCGUUGAGACUGGAGGGAAGAAUGGAGCUCGCUGUUCCCAAGAUGUUUUCUGCGAGUUCUGUUACGAGAACCGUUACGAGGCGGGAGCUCACCAUGGCCACCGGACCGAAGCGUGCGUUAUGAAGGCCUUCGAGACUUCCAAUUCUAGCAGGCAGGGGAGGCGCAAGCGGCCUCGCGGUGGUCAGAAAGCAGCUAAUUAUACUCAAGCUGUUACUCAGGGAGCUCAAGAUGCUGCAGCUGACAACGCCAAUGAUAUCCCUCCCUUCUCGUUCGGCGGCAGUCCUCUCAACACAGCGACGCAGCACCCUGUUCAGGGCGGCUCGGCUCCUCAGCCUCCUUCGACUAUCUCAUAUCGUCCGCCUCAGCCUAGACUAGUGCCUAGCCAGGAUCCGCGCGUGUCCGCUCCUCAAUGGGCUACCGUUGCCUCCCAAACGCCUCGAACAGGAAACGCGCUGUCCCAGAAUCCUCGCGCUGCCGCUACUCAGACUAUGGCCAGCAGCAGCAGCGUCGUCCGAAGUGGGAACAUCUACGAUGUCCUCAAUGGUACAGUCAAGGAUAUCGAGAAGUAG